Messenger RNA from Owenia fusiformis, 1022 nucleotides. The record is from the annotation of a GenBank genome assembly. Lineage: Eukaryota; Metazoa; Annelida; Polychaeta; Sabellida; Oweniidae.
AUAACAUUACUGGUCCAGAUCCUUUUGGGUUCAGCAAAUUUGAUCCCCCAUGUGUUAACUUUACCACAUAUGAUAGAGAUAAUGACUUUGCUGAAAAUGCGAACUGCGCAGAAAUGUUAGGAGGGGGCAUGUGGUACACCAACUGUACUGACCUUAAUGUUAAUGGAUAUAAUGUUGUCAGCAAGAAGAAAUCAUCCAAGUCGAUGAAAAGGGACAAAGCUGAUAAUCCUCAUAAUUCCUUUAUACAUGGUAUGUGGUGGUAUGGGUGGAAAAGACAAAUGAUGGUGACAUUAAAGAAAGUGGAGAUUAAGAUCAGACAUGUGAUGCAUACAAACUGUACAGCUGUCAGGCAUGCCUUAAAGAUUCCAAAAAACUCUACAUUUGAAGGAGUGUACCACAUUCAGCGUGACCCAAAGUUCCCAGGUGUGAAAAUGAGAUGCUAUUUCGACUCAGAAGGUGAUUGGAUAAUGAUACAGAGACGUACAGAUGGCUCAUUGAACUUUGACCUUGGUUGGAAUGACUACUCUAAAGGAUUUGGAGAUUUGGAGGGAGAAUUCUGGUGGGGGUUGGAGAACAUAUAUGCUAACUCAGAAAACUCAGUAUUAAAAAUGGAGAUGUGGGAUUGGAAAGGAGACUAUGAAUUUAUCCACUACAAUGAUUUUAAAGUCCAACUUAAUGCGCUUGACUUCAGUAAGGGUGACAUGGUAGCCUUAAAACGGCAAUAUCUGAGUACAACUCACUUUUCUAUUGGACAGAAAGCAAUUAAGGGGGUCAAACAUGAGCACCGUGUGAAAACAUCAAAUAUUUGGCUAGGAGAUAAAAUCAAAGGUAAUGCAACAGAUUGUUACAUUAAGAGAGAAGAAAGGUAUGGAUAUGAUGCACAAGCUAAGUACGAGCUUGAACAGAGAGGCUGGACCAAUCGAAAAAAAGUAAAAAUAAUAUCAAAGUCUUGGAUGCAAUUUUCCACAAAGGAUCAUAGCGAUUAUUCAGGUAAAGCAAAAUUGUGCAAUGGAGGAUGGUGG